GUAGGAAUGGAGAAUGUUUUUGAUUUUGAGAGGAAUAAAGAAGACGAUUUUUAUUAUAUUCUUGGAUGUAGUGAACAUUCUACAACUGAACAAAUCCUGACGGAAUACAAAGCAAGAGUUUUAGAGCUCCACCCAGACAAGAAUCCAGAUGAUCCACAAGCAGCCCAAAAGUUUGCACGCCUGGCUCAAGCAAAAGAUGUUUUGACCGAUCCUGAGAAAAGACAAGCUUAUGACACUUGGAAUAACUCUGGAAUCACUGUGCCAUUUGAAAAGUGGCAGGCACUGCGUGAUGCAACAAAGACAACAUUACACUGGGCAUCAGUCAAACCUCAGCCUACAAUACAAUCACAGGAACACAUGACAUCAACUAGUGUACAACCAUCUUCUGAGGAUGAUUUUGACUCAUCACCAUUCAAAGUUAAUGAGCCCAUCUCACAUGCUGCAGUAUACAGCAAUCAGAAAGUCCAGUGGGAGAGAGAUCCUCCAUCAGAUAUCUUGAAGAAGUUCAGAAAUUAUGAAAUCUGAAGGAGAGACAAAAAUCUACCAGAACAUUUAAUUAGGGGAUGUUCUUUAAAAUGUGUGAACAAAAAGAUGAUCUACAGAUUUAUUUCAAAUUAUAUGUUUCAGUAUUACCAGAAAUUAAAGCUCUGCAUGUGCUAGUUUUAAAUGGGGUCCAAAAGAAGCUUAAAGUCUCUAGUCAUCAGAUGCAUAUUUUUCAGAUACAUCUUGUAUUGAGAUAUUUGAUAUUGUCUAUGUAUUGUUAUGUGUAUUAUUUAUUGUUGUGUUAGCUUUGUUUCCCUCCUUUUUGGUUUUCUUUCUUUUAUACAAGUGUAUGCAGUUCAUAAAUGGAAAUGAAUGUUGGUCAAACUAUUUAGAAAGCCGAUAAACAUGUCAUAAAUAAUUUGUCUCUUAUGUAUUACAGCUUUGUUAAUUAUUAUUUAUCCAUGAAAAAUUAUCCAAGCAAUAAUUUGUUUUUUGCAGACAUACUUUCCAAGUGAAUUAUCAUUCCAAAGAAUCUCUAAAAUUGUGUAUUUUAAGUCUUAUUU
Molecule: messenger RNA, 1046 nt
Organism: Saccostrea cuccullata (small rock oyster)
Lineage: Eukaryota; Metazoa; Mollusca; Bivalvia; Ostreida; Ostreidae
Product: J domain-containing protein-like
Exons: 6
Coding region: 7-525 (172 amino acids)
Cellular component (GO): cytoplasm
Source: RefSeq, a predicted model, not a curated record